AUGUCCCCCAGCAAAGUCUCAAACCCAACCCCAGACACCCUCGACCCAAUCUCCACAUGGCGCGCCUGGCAGACCCUCACAAUAAUCUACACAAUCCUCCUAAACCGCCAGAUCCGCCGACGCUGGCUCCUCGAACAAAAAAGCAUGCAAAACAAACCAAUCUGCGAACGCUUUCAGCCCUUAAUCUUCCUCGAGCCAGUGCCAACCCUUCAAAAGCCCAACACAACCCCAACACCAUCCAAAAACGCAACCAACAACCCCUUCAACACAACCACAAUGAACAAACUACGCACAAAAGCCGCUCUCCUCCGCGCGCGUGUCGAAAAGGGCAAGGAACUCGCCUCCGAGAUCGAGCGUCGCAUGGUUCAGAACCCGCCUAUUAGGUUUCCGACGCAUUUCUGUCAUACUUGUGUCCAGGACGGGGAGAGGGUUGAGGUUUUGCUUACGAAGUGUGGACAUCGAGUUUGUAGGACUUGUCUUGAGUAUGGAGUUGAUGGGGAUGGGGUUUAUGAGUGUAGUAUUUGUUUUGCGCCUACGGGAUUUGUGGCGCGGAGUCCGCUGGCUUCGGGGAAGGUUUCUGCAAUUUUGAAGGAGGUGGAUGAGAAUGGGGAGGAUACGGAUGGGGAGUGGGAAUUGAGUGAUGUUUUGCUUGCUGGUUGUUAA
Penicillium hordei is the source of this 663-nucleotide messenger RNA. RefSeq lists its product as uncharacterized. NCBI's taxonomy places the organism in Eukaryota, Fungi, Ascomycota, Eurotiomycetes, Eurotiales, Aspergillaceae. Bases 1 to 663 code for a protein of 220 amino acids. The transcript has a single exon. The record is from RefSeq and is a predicted model, not a curated record.